AUAAACAUACUAUUAUCAUAUAACUACAUACAACUUUUAAAGCGGAUAAUCUACUCCGUACGUCCAAAUUUGAUAUUGUGGAAUCCUAGCCUAUCAUGUCUGCCCUACCACAAUACUUGACCGUGCAAACGAAAGGCAUCUACCAUGGCCUACCGGUCUUCCCUCAACCACUCAAGGGCCUCUCGGCCAUCGUCACGGGCGCCAAUGGCAUCUCUGGCGAUCAUAUGAUGCGCGUUUUGGCUGAGUCUCCUGAACGAUGGACCAACAUCUACGCGAUGUCGCGUAGACCACCGGCAGUGCAGAGAAAAUGGGUGGCCAACUUUAAGCACCUUCCACUGGACUUCUUGAAUAGUUCUCCCGAAGAAUUAGCCAAGUCCAUGAAAGAUAAUGGGGUCAAAGCGGACUACGUUUUCUUCUUUUCGUAUGUACAGGCUGAGCCGAAGGAGGGCCAGGGCCUGUGGUCUGACGCAGAGGAAAUGACGAGAGUCAAUGUCUCCCUCUUGCGCAAUUUUCUGGAUGCGCUGAAGCUUUCAGGAAUCAUUCCAAAGAGAGUUAUGCUCCAGACCGGUGCAAAAAAUUAUGGUGUGCAUUUGGGGCCAACGAUUAACCCGCAGCAUGAGUCUGAUCCUCGAGUGACACUCGAAUCGAAUUUCUACUAUCCCCAGGAAGACAUGUUGUUCGAGUAUUGCAGACAAACUGGUGCUGGAUGGAACGUUGUGAGGCCAUCGUCAAUCCUAGGGGCAGUCAAAGACGCAGCAAUGAACUUGGUAUACCCAUUGGGAGUGUUCGGCGCCGUGCAAUCUUAUCUGGGAAAGCCAAUGGUCUAUCCAGGUGACCUUAAUUCGUUCCAAGCGGUGCAAGAUAUGUCCACUGCCAUGAUGAAUGGUUAUCUUGAAGAAUGGGCGGUCUUAACCCCGGCAGCUGCAAAUGAAGCUUUCAAUGCUUGUGAUAACAGCCAGUUCACGUUCGGCAAAUUUUGGCUCAGGUUAGCGAAGUGGUACGGUGUAAGAUAUGAACUUCCAGACGAGAAUGCGGAGUACCAGGUGGUUCAGACUCCAUAUGAGCCUCCGCCAAGAGGAUUCGGCCCACGUGCAACGCAUCGAUUUCGCUAUACCUUUUCGGAAUGGGCAAGCAGGCCAGAAGUCCAAGCCGCUUGGAAAGAUCUCAUGAAGAAACACAAUCUUGAAUCAAAUCCUUUCAGCAACGAGAAGAAUCGCGAGAGAAUCUUCGGCUUCGCUGACGGCAUGAUGUUAGGAGUGACAGCACUCCAAUUCAAUAUGGACAAGGCUCACAAACUUGGCUUCUUUGGGACAGUCGACACUGUGGAAUCCAUGAAAAAGGUGCUGGAAGAGUUUGCAGAGCUCAAGAUGCUUCCACCAUUGCGAGAAUCAACAGGCCCAUCCCUAUAA
This is a messenger RNA of Coccidioides immitis RS, 1409 nucleotides long. RefSeq lists its product as uncharacterized. The transcript has 5 exons. The record is from RefSeq and is a predicted model, not a curated record. Lineage: Eukaryota; Fungi; Ascomycota; Eurotiomycetes; Onygenales; Onygenaceae. Bases 96 to 1409 code for a protein of 437 amino acids.